GACCCGUCCGCGCGGCGACCCACAAUCCCCCGCGCCAGGACAAGAUGGAAGAAAGCAGCGACCGCAGGAGAACAAUGUUUUGGCAAUAAAACCCCGAAAGUGGCGAACAACGGAAGAAAAUACACGUUUCAAACCCGCUGCUGCGAUGUGUAGGAUAUCCUCCUGCAUCCUUUUCUAGUUUUCUCACCUCCCUUCCUCCCUCACCCCUCUUGCACGGCCCCCCGCCGCCAUGAGCAUCAUCCAGGACAAACUGGGAAACGAGUUUUUGCGUAACAGUGGAAUGGACCCCAACUUUGCGCCGGGCAUGUUGAUGUUCAGCCACCUGCCGCCCGUCACCAGCUUCACGCGCCUAUCUUCCCAAUCGGUCAUGGGCGAGCUGCCCCAGGAGAUGGUGCUGAAGAAGGAGCGGGACUCGCCGCCCGACCACCCAGGAGUUCAGGGCGCCAACGGUGGCUUCCUCCACAGCAUGGGCAUCAAGCAGGAGCGCCUCAGCGAGCUGGACUACCGCAUGCCCGUGUACGCCUCGAGCGCGGGCAGCUGUGGCGCUGCCGGCGGGAAGGACAUGCUGGAGAUCUCCUUCGGCAACCAUCACCACAACCACCAGGGCAUGCUCCUGCAUGACCUCAGCCUGGCCAACGUGCGGCCGCUGGGGGAACCGGUACCGGGCCGCCCUGGCAGGGAACCCAAGGAGCAGACGGGCCGACGCGGGCGGAAGAAUGGAGAAGGGCAGGGCGGGAAGUCCCGGAGAAAGAGAGGCGAUGCAAAGGCCAUGCUGCUGGACCCAGACGGCUCCUGCCUGUCGCCGAGCUCCAAACCACACAUCUGCGAGCACUGCAGCGCCGCCUUCCGCAGCUCCUACCAUCUGCGCAGACAUGUGCUCAUCCACACAGGUGAGAGGCCCUUUCGGUGCAGUCAGUGCAACAUGAGCUUCAUCCAGAAGUACCUGCUGCAGAGACAUGAGAAGAUCCACAGUGGAGAGAAGCCCUUCUGCUGUGACCAGUGCAACAUGCGCUUCAUCCAGAAGUACCACAUGGAGCGACACAAGAGGACGCACAGUGGCGAGAAGCCUUAUCGCUGUGAGACCUGCCAACAGUUCUUCUCGAGAACCGAUCGGUUACUGAAGCACAAGAGAACCUGUGGAGAAGCCAUAAAGAGGGGCCUAGACCCCAGCAUGCUGGAGCUCAGCGAAGCGGAGCUGGGCCAGGGCAGCUUCUCGCUCACUCAGGGAAACGCCCCCGCCUCAGGCCGCAAGCGGGCCAAGUCCAAAAACAGCGAGGGUGGCGAGCGCAAGAGGAAGAAGAACGUGGCGGGCGCGUCGUCGUCCUCCGGGGACAUGGGCGUGCAGAACUUUGGCAUGGAGCAGCUGUCGGGCUCCGGCCCGCAGAUACGCACGCCCAAGCUAAUGUUCAAGAAAGCCGGCCGCAAGAGCCUGAUUCUGGGGGAGGACGCCGGCGGGCAGAAGCUCCUAUCCCAGAAGCCCGGAGCCACGGAGCACGCGGCGGGGUCCGGGGACCCAGACGGCAUGGGUCUCCUGCUGGGCCCUGGGCCAGCCAAACAGGGCCCAGCCACCACCAGCAACUAUGACGACGCCAUGCAGUUUGUGAAGAAGCGGCGCUACCUCCACGCGGCCAAUAGCGACUACGGGGCGGGCGUCCAACAGGGCCCCCUGGGGCCCGAGCCCACGCUGGCCAUGCUGGACAACUCGCCAUUGGAGCUCAAGCACGACAAAUCAGGCAUCCCGGACGAGGUGCUGCAGAGCCUGCUAGAGCACUAUUCCCACAAGACAGAUGGCGCACAGCACCACCACCACCACCACCACCACCAGCAGCAGCAGCAGCAGCACCACCAGCACCACCUCGACGUCAACUUUGACCUCUCAGACCACCCCCACCACGUGGACCUGCAGCCGGCCGCCCCCGUUACCCCCGAGCUGGAGGAGGACGAGUCGGGCGGGGACAAGACGGUGGUGAUGAGCGAGUACUCCAAGUUCCUCCUGCAGGCACUGGAGCGCACCAGUCACAGCGGCCCGUUCCCCAGCCUGGGCCCCAGCGGGCCCUUCCCCACGCCUUUCCCCCUGCUGGCGAGCAGCUCCAGUCCCACGGGGCCGCUGUUCUCGGAGAAGCACGUGUACUCCACGUCGACGCUGGAGUGCGUCUACCCCCCCGCCAUCGCCUCCCCGCUGCCGGUGGCACCGCCACCGUCCGCCAGCAGUUCCGCCUCCUCGACCGCCGCCGCCUCCUCCUCCUCCGCCAGCUCCAAGUCGAGCCACUACGGCCUGCUGGUGGGCUCGCCCGCCCAGCCCGCCUUCCACCUGGGCGUGGAGCAGCAGCAGCUCACCCCCUCCCAGGAGCUGACGGAGCAGCUGGAGAAGCAGCAUUCCCCCGGGGCCUUCGGGCUGCCGCCUCCCCAGGACCUUUCGUCCCCCGGGGAGGGCCCCAAGAGAGCCCCGGGCCCAAAGGCCGGGGGCGGUGGAGCCACUGCCAACGGCUUGGGAUACCCGGACCUGGCGGCGACGCUGGACGGGCCCAAGGAAUCCCCCUACCAGAUAGAGAACUUUGCGCAGGCCUUCGGUUCCCAGUUCAAGUCCGGGCGCCACACGCCGCUGGGGGGCUACGGCCCCGGGGGAGAGGCGGACCCCCGCAUACGGACGGCCGUCUCCGAAUUCUCAGGGUACACCAGUCUGCUGGCCGAUGUCGGCGAGCCGGUGAGCGCGGGGGUCAAGACCCCGACAAGCCAAAGCUUCAGAUAAGGGUCACGUGUCGGCCCUGGGUCCGGCAGGGGACAGGGCUUCCUUGCGGGGAGCCCCUCCCCCAUUCUCUUACUUUGCGUUUCGUAGCGCGGCAACAUACAGGAACAGAUGAACAGAAGAACACGGAAAUGAAACACUGCCAAUGUCGAUACUCUACCAGGGAGGGUCUUCCAUGGCCUCAAAUGCAAUUUUAAAAAAAUAUUCAUUUUUUUUGUACUAUGUAUUUAGUCUUUCUUUUUUUGUAGAGUAGUGGGUAAGAUGAACAUAAACCGUAGAUAUAAAUGUAAUUUAAAGACAUUUAGAGGGUAGCUAUGAACAUGCUUGAUUUAUUUUUGUUGAAUUUCUUACUCUGAAACUUGUGUUUUAGUGAUCACCAGGCCAUUGUAAAGUAAUAACUGAUGAUGUUGAUCGUUUCAAUAAUGUUUGUUGCAGGGAAAGGCCCAGAAUUCAAAUGGCAAAAAAAGUAUAUAUUGUCUGUUACAAAAUGUAUUAACUCAGGAAAUAGGCAAAAUUGUGUAAUAAGAAUUGUAUUUUGAGAUGCAAUGAGUUCACUUUUUACAGGUGUACUUUAAGACUAAAAAGCUUUCUUUUUUCUUAUUAUUUUUUUUUUUUACUCACGAAAAAGUUCCAGAAGCUUCCAUUUUGUUUCAUGUUUUGAUUUCUGUACAGCUUUGUCGAGAUUAUGGUACAGUUGUGUCGAUGUGAAGAUAUCCACUGACGCAUGUUUUACUUUUAAAUAUUUCUUUUUUAUAAAGGGCUACUUGUGCACAACAGUUCAAAUGGAUUCUUGUUGUUUUUAAACGCUCGCUCACACCAGACUGUUAACCCAAAUCCAACGAUCGAUAUUUGGUACGUUUUAAGGCCAGCGGUCAACGAAAAUACCCCCCCCGUUACCCGCGGUGCCCCUGGUUAACCAUGUGGCCCCUGGUUACCCACGGUGCCCCUGGUUAACGGCUGUGCCCCUGGUAAACCAUGUGGCCCCUGGUUAACGGCUGUGCCCCUGGUUAACCAUGUGGCCCCUGGUUAACCGCUGUGGCCCCUGGUUAACCGCUGUGGCCCCUGGUUAACCGCUGUGGCCCCUGGUUAACCAAGUGGCCCCUGGUUAACCGCAGUGGCCCCUGGUUAACCGCUGUGCCCCUGAGCGCAGGACUCCUGUACGUCGGCAGGGCGUGCUGUAUACCUGGUCUAUUCCAAUCCUCGCUGGGACUUUCCAGUUCGUCAAAUUAAUCAAAAAGCACUUUUUUUUCUUUUUUUUAAACAAAAACAACGUUUGAUCUAACAGGAACCCAUCCGGACGUGCGUGUUGACUGAUGGUUUAUAUUAGUUUUUAACGAGGAGAAAACUGUGAACGGGGAGUAAGGAGUCUAUGGGCUUAGAUAAGAGUUGAUAUGCAUGGGCAUUUAGAUGUACUCUUUUAAUGGGUGGGUGGGUAAUGUAAAAAAUAUGAAAUGCCAUAACUUUCUUACUAUACAAUAUUCUGCGAGUACCUCUUUUGUAUUUAAGUUGUCUUGAGAGAGGGACAGAAAUGCUGGAAUCGCUGUUUAUUUUUUAUGACAAUGUUUUUUUUUUAUAUCACACUGUUGGGAAGUUCUGACCGCUGGAUGCGUCCAUAACCUGUUACAUUGUAUUUAUUCUCCUCUCGCUGCACACGCCUAGUUUGAAGCGUGUUCAAAAAAACAAUCCUGUUUCGCUUUAUUGCCACCUCCUUGAUUUAUCAACCCCAAAGAUCACACACUGCAGUGAUCCAGGGCACACUACGCCUCUUAUCUCCCCCACACCCCACUGCAACUACCAACAACUAGUAUUUUAUACAGUCCCCAACGCUCUUGUGAGGGCGGUCGUGUGCUCACAAUAGAACCAUGGCCUUCGCUGUCUUCCAGGGGCGCUGUCCGGCCAGCCAGGGUCUAACUUCUCCUACAUCUGUGAGCUCUACAACCAAGAGACUUUGAAGCACAUCGGUUUGCAGGGAAAAAAGACUGACUGAUGACCAGCUUUACUAAUUCACGUGCACACACUAUGCUUUCAGCGAAGAGGGAGGAACAAGCAGUUAAGAGAUGGAGCAAAAGAUGGACGGGGGAGAGAAAUGUCCACCAAUAGGAUUGACCUAAAUAUACCUCAUAUCAUUGACGCGUUAAAAGGCAGGGAUGUGCGUUUCUUGUAUGUUAUGGAAACAUUUGUAGGAUAGGUUGUUUAAUCAUCUGACACAGCACCCGUGUUUACAUUGUUUCUUUUUUUGAGACUGCAAUUGACUUGUUGAAAUGCAAAUGUAUAAUUUUAUUUUUAUUUUAUUUUGGGUCUGUAAAAGCAUUCACGCCGUGCAGUGUUCAAUUCUCGAUGCCUAGGGGAGAACGAUUUUUUUUUUCUCAUCCUAUAUCCGGUAUUUCUGUUACUCGCCAUAAUGUGUUUUUAUAUGAUCUGUAGAAGGACAUUGUUUACAAAAAUGUACAAAACACUAAAAAUUUGUUCAUUUGUUUUGGGUGUCUUGAUCUGACCUGCAUGACGAUACCAUGUUUCUAUGGCUUCCUUCAGGUCAUCUCAACACCAGAUUUUGUAGCAGAACCUCCGUUCUCCCUUUGGUUGGAUUUCUUGUGCAUCCCUUUGUGAAAUGGUUUCCAGGGCUGUAACGGUUAACUUUAUGAAUGGAUUAGAAAAGCCAAUAAAAAAAAAAUAAGCAUUUGUUAUAAAAAAAA
Molecule: messenger RNA, 5439 nt
Organism: Gadus macrocephalus (Pacific cod)
Lineage: Eukaryota; Metazoa; Chordata; Actinopteri; Gadiformes; Gadidae
Product: zinc finger protein 281-like
Exons: 7
Coding region: 230-2749 (839 amino acids)
Source: RefSeq, a predicted model, not a curated record